Daphnia pulicaria is the source of this 437-nucleotide messenger RNA. RefSeq names its product dynein light chain Tctex-type protein 2B-like. The transcript is spliced from 3 exons. Gene Ontology annotation, cellular component: cytoplasm; cytoplasmic dynein complex. The coding region runs from base 1 to 342 and encodes 113 amino acids. The record is from RefSeq and is a predicted model, not a curated record. Lineage: Eukaryota; Metazoa; Arthropoda; Branchiopoda; Diplostraca; Daphniidae. Gene Ontology annotation, biological process: microtubule-based movement. Gene Ontology annotation, molecular function: dynein intermediate chain binding.
AUGAAGAUGUUCACCUUUUUACACAGGUUCAGACCAAAUGCAGUGAAGUCUAUAAUCCAAACCAUACUUAAUGAAGAACUAAGUGGAAAGCAGUAUGAUGCUGAACAGAGUCCAGUAUGGUGUAGAUCAAUAGCAGACAAAAUAAAGCAUAAAAUCAAAGAUCUUAACUAUUCUAGGUAUAAAAUAAUUGCGCAAGUUCUUAUUGGAGAGCAGCGAGGAGAAGGAGUUCGGAUGGCUACAAGAUGUUUGUGGGAUGCAGAAGCAGAUAACUAUGCAACUCAAACCUUCAUGAGUGAUUCUCUGUUUUGUGUGGCAGUUGCCUAUGGAGUAUACUACUAUUAAAAGAAAAGCAGUGAACCAAUAAAAUUUAUCUUUGAAUAGUCAAUUCUACUCCUUUCUUUUUCUACCAGUAUGACCAAUACAAAAGUUACAUGUGU